UUCUAAGAACCCUGACGUAGGCAGCAGGAGCGGGUAGCAACAGUUGCCUCGAGACCCCCGGCCGGCGCGCCAUAGUGACUGUAGUCGUGGAGACAGUUACUUACCAACGAGAGCAACACUCAGCAACAACAUCAGCAGCAGCGGAGAGAGUGGGAGAGAGAGAGAGAAAGAGAGAGAGAGAGUGGAGAAAAGAGAAAAGACAGCAGAUCUUACUAAACACAAGGGCAUCAUGCAGAACCCCGAGGGCGGGUCAGGGUCACUCCCCAGCAACCGCUGUGGCCAUACGGACGUCCACUUCAGCCCAAGCACCUGUCGUUCAGCCAGUCCCUCCAUCACAACAGCAACAGCUGUGGCCAUGCGGACGUCCACUUCAGCUCAAGCACCUGUCGUUCAGCCAGUCCCUGCAUCACAACAGCGAGUGUCAGUUCAGGCCACAGGCUCUUCCCAGAAGGGAGUGCAGGUGCAGCAGCUGUCUAGAGUGCAACAGGUCCCUCAGCAGGUGCAGCCGGUCCAGCAUACAUACCCCUCCCAGGUGCAGUAUGUUGAAGGAGGAGAGGCUGUCUACCCCAAUGGCACCAUCCGCACUGCAUACUCCUACUACACGGAAGCCCAGUUGUACGGGCAGGGCAGCACCUACUUUGACUCCCAGACAGGGGGGACGCAGGUGACCACGGUGGUUUCCUCGGCCAGCGGAGCAUCCCCUCACAGCAUGGUGGGCAUCACCAUGGACGUUGGUGGCAGCCAGAUCAUCUCCAGCGGCAGCGCCUAUCUCAUUCACGGCGGGAUGGAGGGCGGCCGGCACCUCACUUCACACUCCGCCCGAUCCUCCUCUGCAGCGCUUGAACUGGCGAUUGAAAACCUCCACAAGUCUGAAGGGAUUGCCUCUCACAAGAGCAGCCUGCUCAACAGACAUUUACAGUGGCUGCUGGAUAACUACGAGAUAGCAGACGGUGUGAGUUUGGCGCGGUGUUCCCUCUAUCACCACUACCUGCGCCACUGCCAAGAGCAGAAGCUGGACCCAGUCAACGCCGCCUCCUUCGGGAAGCUCAUCCGCUCAGUCUUUAUGGGACUGCGCACACGCCGCCUUGGCACCAGAGGGAACUCAAAGUACCAUUACUAUGGCAUCCGCGUGAAGCCUGACUCUCCUCUGAGCCGACUGCAGGACGACAGUCAGUACAUGGCCAUGAGACAGCAGCCUGUCCACCAGAAACAGAGGUUUAAACCCCUGCAGAAAGUGAGCAUGAUGGGUGACGGAAUCUCCGGCGGCUCUCAGCACUCCAGUGGCACGCCAGAGCAAAGUGUGGCCGCGCAGAGCCAGCACCACCAGCAGUUCAUAGACAUGUCUCAUGUCCUGCCCCCGUUUCCCUCUCUGGACCUGGGCUCCUGCCCACUGCCUGAGCGCAUCACCAUGAAUGAUGUGAAAAAGCUACAGAGCAUCUACAGGGACCACUGUGAGGCUACUCUGGAUGUGGUGAUGAAUCUGCAGUUCCACCUCAUAGAGAAGCUGUGGCAGACUUUCUGGUAUUCAACAGCGCCAUCUAGUGACGGCACCACCUCCAUCGUCCCCAACAGUGAUGAGGAAAUCGAGGGGGUGAUCCCCAGUGAGAAGCUGAUUGCUCUGUGCAAGUUUGAGCCAGUGAAACAGUGGAUGAGGAGCUGUGAUCACAUCCUGUACCAGGCGCUGGUGGAAAUCCUCAUCCCUGAUGUUCUGCGGCCCGUUCCCAGUACUCUCACCCAAGCCAUCAGAAACUUCGCCAAGAGUCUGGAGGGCUGGCUAACCUCAGCCAUGAGUAACUUCCCCCAGGAGAUUGUGCGCACCAAGGCUGCAGUAGUGAGUGCGUUCGCGCAGACUCUGCGCAGGUACACCUCCCUGAACCACCUGGCGCAGGCGGCUCGAGCUGUGCUGCAGAACACCUCCCAGAUCAACCAGAUGCUCAGUGACCUCAACCGCGUGGACUUCGCCAACGUGCAGGAGCAGGCCUCGUGGGUGUGUCAGUGUGAUGAGAGCGUAGUUCAGCGUCUGGAGCAGGACUUUAAAGUGACCCUGCAGCAGCAGAGCUCUCUGGAUCAGUGGGCUGCCUGGCUGGACAAUGUGGUGAGCCAGGUCCUGAAGCCACACGAGGGCAGCCCCAGCUUCCCCAGAGCCGCGCGCCAGUUUCUCCUCAAGUGGUCCUUCUACAGCUCCAUGGUGAUCAGAGACCUGACACUGCGCAGUGCUGCCAGUUUCGGCUCCUUCCACCUGAUCCGGCUGCUGUAUGACGAGUACAUGUUUUACCUGGUGGAGCACCGCGUCGCCCAGGCAACCGGGGAGACGCCCAUCGCCGUCAUGGGAGAGUUCAGUGACCUCAGCUCAAUGAUGCCCCCACUGUUGGAGAAAGAUGCCUCAUUCUCUGAGGAUAUCGGUGACCUCGGCAGCGACGGUGACGUAUCUCGGGGAACGUGUGAGCCUGCAAUAAAGAGCGAGAGAAUCGAGAUCAACCACUCGCUGCAGGAGAUCUGAGAGCCGCCCACCAAGACUGACCACUGCUCUGCCUGCACGGGCUCUGCUGUACCUGUGCAAGUGCGUGUGCGAGUGUCGGGUGGUGGGAUUUUAUCGAUCGUCCUCAGAUCCCACCGCCCUUGCUAGCGAGCUGCGUUUUAACACUGAUUUUCGUUCCUAACGCGUACAGGAGUCUAGUUUUGUCCAGAGAGUUUAUAGUAGUUAAUCUGCUUGAGGGUCUGUUUGUUUCCUUUUGGGUCCUUGGUUUUCAGCCGUGCCUCUCCGAGCUCAGAGGGAGCUCAGCGCCGUGUUUAAUGUGGGAUCUCCGUGCCAUAGUGUCCUUUUCAGUGCCUUAGAUGAGAGCAGAAAACAGUCGCUGUAUCCGGGCCGUGCCUGUACUCGCAGUAUGAAUGUAUCGUCUGAUGACCUCAGCUGUCUCCAGCACCUUCCCGCAGAGGCUGCAGGGCUGUCCUCCUGUAGCUACGGCUCCGUCCGCGCGUGCUCUGAUAUAAUGCAAGCCCACUAACCCAAAGCAGCCUUGCGUGCUUCAGCCCCACCAGCACUGCAGACCUCUUGCCGCCAUGGCAACCACAUGGACGGCACAUGUAUGUCGCUGUUUCUUUCUAAGACGAAAAGAAUUGUAUAUAAAAAGAAUAGAUAAUUACAAAUACGACACCCCUGGCCAUAUGAGAUGAGCUGUUGAUACCUCAACCACCGUUUCUAUGCUAACUUUCUGUAUUUCUGUAGUGUUGAUUUGGUCC
This is a messenger RNA of Colossoma macropomum (tambaqui), 3240 nucleotides long. It is a transcript of the gene rfx2, whose product is annotated as regulatory factor X, 2 (influences HLA class II expression). The record is from RefSeq and is a predicted model, not a curated record. The coding region runs from base 230 to 2500 and encodes 756 amino acids. Gene Ontology annotation, molecular function: RNA polymerase II cis-regulatory region sequence-specific DNA binding; DNA-binding transcription factor activity, RNA polymerase II-specific. Gene Ontology annotation, biological process: regulation of transcription by RNA polymerase II. NCBI's taxonomy places the organism in Eukaryota, Metazoa, Chordata, Actinopteri, Characiformes, Serrasalmidae. The transcript is spliced from 19 exons. Gene Ontology annotation, cellular component: nucleus.